AUGACGAUAAGCUCGUCGCGCUGCCCUGCUGCAGCUCGUCGCCCCACGCUACCCGCUGCUACAGCCCAUCGCCCGUCCCGUCGCGCUGCCACCCGUCACCCGCCUCGUCGACCGUCGCUCGUCCCGUUGCGCUGCCGCUCAUUACGUCACAUCCCGUCACCUGCCUCGUCGAUUGACACCCGCCCCUGUCUCACUGCAGCACGUCGCCCGUCUCGUCGCACUGCCGCCCGUCGCCAGAUCCCCGCCACCCCUACGCACUCCGCUGCCCGUCGUCAGGUCCCUGCCCGCCCUCCCGUUGACUUCGCAACUGCUGUGAAGGGAGUGGCGGGAGUGGCGAGAGUGGUGGGAGUGGCGGGAGAAGCUGCUGCUACGCCAUUGCACGCGCCAGAUCGUCCGCGACCUGCACCUCGCACCCUGCCUGUCGCCCGUACGCCACCCGCACCCCGCCCACCGCCCGUGCGCCACCCGCAUCCCGCACCCCGCCCGUCGCCCCCCCAUUGUCCCCGUGUUGCCCCAUUCUGCCCGUGUUGCCCCGUUCAGCUCGUGUCCUGCCCCGUUCAGCCCGUGUUCUGCCCUGUUCUGCCCGUGUUGCCUCGUUCAGCCCGUGUCCUGCCCCGUUCAGCCCGUGUUCUGCCUUGUUAUGCCUGUGUUGCCCCGUUCAGCCCGUGUCCUGCCCCGUUCUGCCCGUGUUGCCCCGUUCAGCCCGUGUCCUGCCCCGUUCUGCCCGUGUUGCCAUGUUCUGCCCAUGCUGCCCCGUUCUGCCCGUUUGUGCCCUACCCGUGCUGUCCGUACCCGUUGGUGCCCCACCCGUGCUGUCAGUUCUCGCUCGUGCCCCACCCGGUCUGUGCUGCCCGGUCUCGUGCUGCUCCUCACCUCCGUGCCGCCCAUCCCGUACAACACCUAGUUGCUAUCCGAACCCGCUACCCGUACCCGUGCUCCUCGCACACUGUGCACCAGCUGCGGGGCGUUCAACCGCAGCCGGGCACCUGUUCCACCGCGGUGGUUCAGAUGCUGCUUGGUGGUUGCUGCUUGUCAGCCUCAGAGGGGGCCCCUUGCUGGUGCGCCCACGCCCUGUAA
This is a messenger RNA of Closterium sp. NIES-65, 1077 nucleotides long. The record is from the annotation of a GenBank genome assembly. Lineage: Eukaryota; Viridiplantae; Streptophyta; Zygnematophyceae; Desmidiales; Closteriaceae.